Auanema sp. JU1783 is the source of this 1500-nucleotide messenger RNA. The record is from the annotation of a GenBank genome assembly. Lineage: Eukaryota; Metazoa; Nematoda; Chromadorea; Rhabditida; Rhabditidae.
AUGACAGAAGUUGCAGAAAGUGUACCUCUAAACGACCAGCCUGUGGCUGAUUCAGAACAACCCAACGAUGCUGUUGUUGAAGAUGGUGAUAAUCAGGGAUUGGCAAAGCAUCUAAAUCUAUUCAAUGGAGUUUCCAUUAUUGUUGGUUGUAUUAUUGGCUCUGGAAUCUUUGUUUCUCCUACUGGAGUUCAAGAAAUGGCUGGAUCUGUUGGAAUGUCACUGAUCGUUUGGGCUGUCUCAGGAGUUUUCACUGCUAUUGGUGCCUAUUGUUAUGCUGAACUUGGUACCCUCAUCAAAAAAUCUGGAGGAGACUAUGCUUAUAUUAUGGAAGCGUUUGGACCUUUCUUGGCUUUUGUUCGCUUAUGGAUUGAAGCAAUCGUUGUUCGGCCUUGCACUGUUACAAUUGUUUCUCUGACUUUUGCUAUCUACAUUCUGAGACCGUUCUACCCUGAAUGUGAUCCUCCCGCUGGUGUACCUCAACUGUUGGCUGUUCUUCUUAUUGUCUUGAUGACAGCCAUUAACUGUCUGAGUGUUCGAGCUGCUACUUUCGUCCAGGACUUCUUUACUGUUGCCAAAGUCUUCGCUCUUCUUUUGAUUAUUGGGUCUGGCUUGUAUCUUCUCGGUUUUGGAGGUGUUCAGUACCGCGAAUCGUUCGAGAAUAUAUUCGAAGGAACAACUAGAGAUCCCACACAGAUUUCGUUAGCUUUCUACUCCGGUCUUUUCGCCUUCUCUGGAUGGAAUUUCUUGAACUUUAUUGUAGAAGAAAUGAAAAACCCUAAGAGAGAUCUUCCAUAUGCCAUUGCCAUCUCUAUAUCUACAUGCACUCUAAUUUAUUUCCUCACUAAUGUUGCGUUGUAUGCCGUCAUUUCUCCAGAUGAAAUGCUCGAAAGUCCUGCUGUUGCUGUGCUUUUUGCGAACAAAUUGUUUGGUCCAUUUGCUUUCUUAAUGCCUUUAUUCGUCGCCUGCUCCACUAUAGGAUCAGCUAAUGGUGUUAUAUUCACAUCCUCCAGACUUUUUUAUGUCGGAGCCAGAGAAGGUCAAAUGCCAGUUGUUCUUACCAUGAUCAACAAAACCACCAGAACUCCAAUUCCAGCUGUACUCUUAACUGGAUUGCUAUCAAUUUGCUAUUUGGCACUCUCAAAGAACAUUUACGCAUUAAUUAACUAUAUCCAAAUUUCUUAUUGGUUAGCGAUCGGUGCGGCUAUCGCAGCCUUAUUCUAUCUUCGAAAAACAAUGCCAAAUGCGCCAAGGCCAAUUAAGGUGCCAUUGAUCUUCCCCGCAAUUUUCUUGUUAGGAUGCAUAGCUUUAGUUGUUAUCCCCAUGAUUGCAGCUCCUAAAGAUACUGCUGUUGGAAUUCUUAUUAUGUUGUCUGCUAUUCCAGUUUAUUUGAUUUUCAUUGCAUGGAAGACGAAACCAGCUUUCAUCGACAAGUUCACAACUUCUUUCACGAUUUUCAUUCAAAAAAUGUUUAUGGUUGUUGAUGAUUCGAAGAAUGAUUAG